AUGGAAGAAGAAUCAUCGUCAUCAGAUGAGGAGUCUAGCAAUGAUUCAAACGUUUCUGGAUGUGAGACCAACAAUGGCCAAAUGUUUUCUUUGAAGUCGGUAAAUUUAGUCGCAGCGUGGUCUAACACCUCAGAGUUUUGCGCAAUAUGCCAUGAACCAUUAGAAACGAAAUGCAUUAAAUGCAUCGUAAACAACAUUAAUGGUGAUGAAAUCGUCGACUGUGACAUUGGUUGGAGCAGCAAUUGCGAUCAUGCAUACCAUGUACAUUGCAUAAAUCAGUGGAUAGGCAUUAAAAAUGUGUGCCCACUUGAUUCUUUGGAAUGGAAGGGAUACCAACAAAAAUAA
Molecule: messenger RNA, 345 nt
Organism: Teleopsis dalmanni
Lineage: Eukaryota; Metazoa; Arthropoda; Insecta; Diptera; Diopsidae
Product: RING-box protein 1b-like
Exons: 1
Coding region: 1-345 (114 amino acids)
Biological process (GO): ubiquitin-dependent protein catabolic process; protein ubiquitination
Cellular component (GO): cullin-RING ubiquitin ligase complex; nucleus
Molecular function (GO): cullin family protein binding; zinc ion binding; ubiquitin protein ligase activity
Source: RefSeq, a predicted model, not a curated record